AGGUACUCAACACCAGUUAAUUCGUUAAUUUCCUGUGAAUAUUGUCGUUCAGGUACGAGAAUAAUGACAGCGAGUGACGACAAACCCUCAAGUGGGUCUAGGAUUAUUCAGGUCACCAACAUAGCUCCUCAAGCCACCAAAGACAAAAUGCAAACUUUGUUCGGUUUCAUCGGUAAGAUCGAUGACAUUAGGCUCUACCCCACCGUUCGAGAUGCUGUCGUGCCUGUUCAGUCUAGGAUUUGCUACGUCAAGUAUGCUGACCCCAUAAGUGUAGGCGUAGCGCAACAUCUCACCAACACUGUUUUCAUUGACCGCGCUCUGAUCAUUACACCCUAUUCUUCAUCGGAGAUCCCUGACGAGUACAGAGCAUUAGACAUUGCCCAUCAAGCAAGUGGUGUGCCAGGUUUAUACCCAUCUGAUCCCAAACUGCCGCCUCACGUCACAAACCAAAUUGAGGGUAUUCCUCCUAAUCAAAUGAUAGUAACUCAUGACCCGGUGCUGGUAUCCAACGGUCUACCCCUGUAUCCUCCUCUUCCGGUGACCUUUGACUCCCGCAGAAUCGAAGAAAUUCGACGCACUGUUAUGGUUAUGAACAUUGAUGAUUCAUACACUGCUGAGCAGUUGAUAGAUUUCUUCGCACAUGCAGGCGAGGUGAAGUAUUUGAAGUUCUGUUCCAGGGACAAUGACAGCAAUCGUUAUGCCCUGGUCGAAUUCACAGAGCAAAGCAGCAUCAUACCCGCAUUAAAGUUAAACGGUGCCCAAGUUGGCUCUAAAAUGAUCCAAGUCCACCACGCUACUCAAGCUAUCACUAAACCUAUGGCGAAAAGUAAUGAGGCAGCGCAGCGUGAGAUUGAGGAAGCUAUGACCAGAGUUAAAGAGGCGCAAAGCUUGAUUUCAGCUGCUAUAGAUCCAGUCAUAGGAAUCUUAUCAAAAGAUAAGAAACGAAGCAGAAGUGGAUCAAGAUCCAGGCACAGGUCUAGAUCAAGGUCCCGUGACAGAAGUCGUCGUCACAGAAGGUCUAGGUCCCGGUCUCGUAGAUCUAGAUCAAGACAUCAUUCUCGCAAACAUGGCCGAUCUCGAUCAAGAUCAAAACGCUCUCGCUCAAGAUCCAGGAGAUCUCGCUCUCGUGACCGUCGCAGAUCUAGGUCCCGUGACCGCCGUCGCUCUCGCUCCAGAGAUCGCAAACGAUCAAGAUCUAGGGAUCGCAAAUCAAAAUCCACCCGUGAUCAUCGAAGACACUCUCGUUCCAAAUCACGCUCUAAAAGAUCCAGGUCCCGAUCUAGAUCCAAGUACUCGAAACGAGAUUCCAAGUCGUCAAGACAUGAUGAUAAAAGGAAAGACAAGAAGUCCAGUGACAAAGAUAAGACUACUGAUGAUAAAGAUAAGUCUAAAAAGUCAUCAUCUCCCAGUCGCCGGUCCUUCACUCCUCGGCGAAAAUCCUCGAGCCGUUCACCUGCUAAGCGUGGAUCCCGCUCUCCCACCCGUACCAGUAAAACAAGAUCUCCUUCUGGGAAACGUUCUUCCUCUAAAAAACGCAGUGUAUCCAGAAGGAGGAGCGGUUCUAUUUCGCCUCGGCGGCGCUCUCGCAGUCCUGUUCGCAGUGGCUCUAAACGCCGCAGCACAUCUAAGGCCAAGGAGCGCAGUAUCUCUCCGAAAAGUCGCCGAAGUGGAUCACCAAAAAGUCAUCGCAGUGGCUCUAUCAAAAGCCGUCGUAGUACCUCAGCAGAUCGUCCCAGAGGCUCUAAAUCGCCCACUCGUAGAUCAACUUCUGUAGAACGAGGUAGAAGCACAUCAUUGCGACGCCGUAGUCCAACACCUGACCGUGAUCGCAGUAAAUCCACUUCUCGUCAUCGCUCUUCAGGUAGAAGUCGCUCACCACGCUCUUCUUCCAGGCGUACGAGUAAAUCCCCAGCCAGGAGGAGCACCAGUCGAUCACCCUCACCUCGGCGUCGCAGCCGUUCCUUUUCUUCUUAAAUGAGACUCAAUUCUUCUGAGAUUUUUUUAAGUUCACGCCAGACAAGGGGCAUUGAAUUCUGAACCAUAAAUGUUGAUUGAUCGUUCAUUGACAAGUGAAAUUUCUUUUUAUGCUGUCUUUCGAAAACCUAAAGUUCAUUGAGUUUCACUGAUAAAUUAAAGUUUCCGAGUCAAGAAAAUUUGAUGAAAUAAUGUAACAUUUUGCCUUCUCCUCAUUUUUCUCCAGCAUUUCAUUAUGAGGCUCCUAGUUUUACAUGAAUGUAAGUGAUACCAUAUUCUGAAGUAUGACAGUUUUCAAUAAUUGUAACCUUUGAACAAGCACCAUUUUAUCACUUUUAGCAACAUAGUAAUUCACUUUGGGUUGCCUAAUGUAGGUAAUAAGACUUAUAAUAUCGAUGGUGAUAGUCAAAAGAUGGAUACCUCCAGUAGAACCGUGGUAUAUCUCCCGCUGAUGUCUUAUUUUUUUAAAAAGAAAACCAAGCGACAGUUUUUCUUGUAACGUUCUGUUUAUUUUCUUCAUUCAUUCAAAUGUAAUCACAAAAACUUUUAAUUAAUUAAAAUCGUUAGUCUCUUUUCAAAGAAACGAAACAUAAUCAGUAAUUUUGGAACGUUAAUAGACUUACACACUUCCUGACUUAAGCUAUCGAUAUGACAUCGCCUUGGUUAUUCUAGUGAGCGUCAUAGAUUAAUGUUGCUAGACUAAGCUUCAUUAACAUUCUCUUGACCUUUUUUUUUGUUUUGGAUUUAAGAAAUUAGUUUUUUAAGUAAAAAUAACGAUUUUUAUCUAGGAUUUUCUAAGAAUCUUAGGUUCCUUGCAAAAAAAAUUUUCCUCUCGUUUUCUUUCAAAUGCCUUAAUGAGAGAACUGUAUCAGGCAUUCUCAAUAUAUCUUUGCCUAUAAUUAUAUUGGUUCCAUGUCAUCUGGGUUAAUCCAAGUUUUAUCAGUCCAGAAGAAACUUAAACUUGGAAACUCAAGACAGAUUCCUUCAUAAAUCCCAUCGUUCCCAAUUCUAGUAAUUGUUUCGAUGUAGCAGGGAUCAACAAGUUAAUGCGACAUACUUUGAUAGUAUUUUUAAUUUAUUUUAGUACUUUUGCUGUUUUAGAAUUUUUCCUUGCAGACUAUCAAGAAUUCUUCAAUAUCUGUUAAGAUUUUCAGAUGUUGCAAAUUCUAACAAACCUCAAGUUGGCUGAAAAAAAAAAUAUGAUUGUAAACUCUUUCUUCCCAGAUUUAGCAUUCAAAUGCAGUUGAAGAACAUAGUUUACCAUCAUUAACAAGUGUAAUGAAUUUCUUGAAUAUGUAAUCAGAGAUGAGACAUGACUUGUCAUUAAUGGGUUUUAAGAACGUUUUGUUAUUUCACAACAAUAAAUUUUUUUCUCAGCAAA
This is a messenger RNA of Bemisia tabaci, 3355 nucleotides long. It is a transcript of the gene Srp54, whose product is annotated as splicing regulatory protein 54. Gene Ontology annotation, molecular function: RNA binding. Gene Ontology annotation, cellular component: nucleoplasm. NCBI's taxonomy places the organism in Eukaryota, Metazoa, Arthropoda, Insecta, Hemiptera, Aleyrodidae. The record is from RefSeq and is a predicted model, not a curated record.